AUGUACAGCAUGAUGGAACACGAGCUGAAGCCGACUGGCCAGCCCCCUUCUCAUCAGACCUCCCAGGGAAUGUCACCGGUCACCGGCACCAUGACCGGGAGCAUGGGCAGCAAUGGAAACUCUCACCCGAGCUCUAAAACGGCAUGCGCACCUGGAGCCGACCCCAUGGAUAAAGUCAAGCGGCCCAUGAACGCUUUCAUGGUCUGGUCCAGGGGGCAGAGGCGCAAGAUGGCACAAGAAAACCCGAAAAUGCACAACUCUGAAAUCAGCAAGCGGCUGGGGGCCGAGUGGAAACUUCUGAACGAUGCUGAGAAGCGGCCUUUCAUUGACGAGGCCAAGCGGCUCCGUGCGGUCCAUAUGAAGGAGUACCCUGACUACAAGUACAAGCCACGACGCAAGACAAAGCCUUUACUCAAAAAAGACACUCAGGUAGGCAAGUACCCACUGACAGCGGGAAACCUGCUGGUGGCAGCGGCACAGAGCCAAGGUGGGAGCCCCAGGAUGGAGAGCUAUGGCUGGGGCCCCACCGGAGGAUACGCCGGCAUGCAGGGCGAGGCACUGGGCUACACACAGCAGCUCCACCGGUAUGAGCUGUCAGCUCUCCAGUACCCACCUGCAAUGACGGCGCCGCAGACGUACAUGAACGGGGCCAACUCAUACAGCCCCAUGUCAUACAGCAGCAGUCCACAGCAGCCCAGCCCGGUCACUAUGUCCAUGGUGAAAUCAGAACCGGUGUCCCACUCUCCUCCUACGGGAACACCAAACCACCAUCGGGGGGCUUUGCAGGGUGACCUCAGAGACAUGAUCAGCAUGUACAUUCCUGGACCGGGAGGAGAUGCCAGCGACCCUUCGACAGCACAGAGGGGCUACACCAGUGUCCAGCAGCACUACCUCACUGGAACUGUUCCUCUCACACACAUCUAGGACUGAAGAACAGUUCACGAGCAGCUGGAGAGGAGAUGGAAUCGGGUGUGGAGUACUUCAGAAUGUCAGCAUAAAGAAGUUGUGAAGUUUUUGAUGAUGUGUCUGCAGUACGACAAGUAUCCGAAUGUACUCUUUGGUGCCACACGGAAGACGCAUCCAGGCCACACAUGCAGCGCUGAGACUCCACCCACCACCCUGCCACAGACUUCUCUCCCUGAAUGUCUUGAGUGAAGCCGGGGUGUCUGUUGUACAUAACAUGUAAUAUUUUCUAGUGUUUUGUGUAUUAUAGAACUUGUGUUUUAGAACCACCCUAAAUACUUGCGAUACUGGCUUUCAUUACGGUUCUAGCACAGUCAGUGCUGGUUGGACUGGUUCCCGUGGCCAUGUCUUCGAAUGGCGACUGUCACUUUCUGCCAUCUGAAAUCAUGUGAUAGCCACAUCACCUGAGCUGCUGGCCAUUCGUUAGUGCUGCUGUGAUGCGUCAGCAGGAAACUCGAGAAUGAAAUGCACAACUUGAAUAACAGAGCUUUUUAAAAUCUAACUCUUUGCGAUGUGGCUUUGGUUUAGUAGCCUUGUGUUAGAUCUGGACUUCUACUCUUCAGUUACAUUUGAAUGAAACGAAACAAACUUCUGUUGGACAAUCACCACCGUGUCUACAAGGAAAAGGACUGGCUUUGUGCAGUAGUACCUCCUACAUGCAGUAGAAGCAGCAGCCUCAGUCAGAAUCACACUUUCGGCUCUAAGAUGUGACUGUGUUUACUGUGUGCAGGUGUUUUAUUUGCUAUAAUUUAGUUUUAGGACAUUUUCAUGUUUCGAUGCAUCAAUCUGAACUGAGCAUGCUGAAUUUAUAUUCAUGUCCUCUUGCGCUAGGCAGGUGUAGUAUUUCUUUUUCUAUGCUUUUAAAUAAUUGAAAGGAUUUUUAUGUGAACUGCUAGAUUUUCAGUUGGUCUUUCAAAUGUCUCCAUACGAGGACGCUGGAUUGGAAAAAGACCAGACUUGUUUUAAAUGAACUGUCAGUUGUAUUUUUAUAACUUUUAAAGAGA
Molecule: messenger RNA, 1967 nt
Organism: Pelmatolapia mariae (spotted tilapia)
Lineage: Eukaryota; Metazoa; Chordata; Actinopteri; Cichliformes; Cichlidae
Gene: sox19b
Product: SRY-box transcription factor 19b
Exons: 2
Coding region: 1-924 (307 amino acids)
Biological process (GO): cell differentiation; anatomical structure morphogenesis; regulation of DNA-templated transcription
Molecular function (GO): DNA-binding transcription factor activity, RNA polymerase II-specific; RNA polymerase II cis-regulatory region sequence-specific DNA binding
Source: RefSeq, a predicted model, not a curated record